GUUCGAGUGGAGGGGUUUGAUUACAUAGGGGUUGGUAACUCCACCAACAAGAAGGAUGCCCAGGCUAACUCGGCCAAAGACCUCACCCAGCACCUUGUCAGACAGGGCCUUAUUCAACAGUCAGAGGUCCCAGAUAUGGGGCCUUCAGUAGCAUCAGGUGGAGGCCAAGAGGGUGGAGCUGCUAUGGCUGGAGGUUCAGGGUUUGUGGGCCUUCCAGGAGGUGUGAAUGCACCGCACCAAUCUCUGGGACUAGGUGGACCCAAUAAGCCUCCACAGGAAUUUGGUGGCCCUGAACGGGAAUUGCCAGCCUAUCAGAGAGGACCACCACUCAGCUACAUGGAAAGGAUAGCUGAGAAACGUAACCUAGAGGAG
This is a messenger RNA of Mizuhopecten yessoensis (Yesso scallop), 372 nucleotides long. RefSeq names its product ATP-dependent RNA helicase A-like protein. NCBI's taxonomy places the organism in Eukaryota, Metazoa, Mollusca, Bivalvia, Pectinida, Pectinidae. The annotation marks the transcript as partial. The transcript has 3 exons. The record is from RefSeq and is a predicted model, not a curated record.